AUGGUAUGCGAGGGAAAGCGAUCAGCCUCUUGCCCUUGUUUCUUCCUCCUGACGGCCAAGUUCUACUGGAUCCUCACAAUGAUGCAAAGAACUCACAGCCAGGAGUAUGCCCAUUCCAUACGAGUGGAUGGGGACAUCAUUUUGGGGGGUCUCUUCCCUGUCCACGCAAAGGGAGAGAGAGGGGUACCUUGUGGGGAGCUGAAGAAGGAAAAGGGGAUCCACAGACUGGAGGCCAUGCUUUAUGCAAUCGACCAGAUUAAUAAGGACCCUGAUCUCCUCUCCAAUAUUACUCUGGGUGUCCGGAUCCUUGACACGUGCUCCAGGGACACGUAUGCUUUGGAGCAGUCAUUAACAUUCGUGCAGGCAUUGAUAGAGAAAGACGCUUCCGACGUGAAGUGUGCGAAUGGAGAUCCACCCAUUUUCACGAAGCCUGACAAGAUUUCUGGUGUCAUAGGUGCUGCAGCAAGCUCCGUGUCCAUCAUGGUUGCUAACAUUUUAAGACUUUUUAAGAUACCUCAAAUCAGCUAUGCAUCCACAGCCCCAGAGCUAAGUGAUAACACCAGGUAUGACUUCUUCUCUCGGGUAGUCCCGCCUGACUCCUACCAAGCGCAAGCCAUGGUGGACAUUGUUACAGCACUGGGGUGGAAUUAUGUGUCAACACUGGCUUCUGAGGGCAACUAUGGAGAGAGUGGUGUGGAGGCCUUCACUCAGAUCUCAAGGGAGAUUGGUGGUGUUUGCAUUGCUCAAUCACAGAAAAUCCCACGUGAACCAAGACCUGGAGAAUUUGAAAAAAUUAUCAAACGCCUGCUAGAAACACCUAAUGCUCGGGCAGUGAUUAUGUUUGCCAAUGAAGAUGACAUCAGGAGGAUAUUGGAAGCAGCGAAAAAAUUAAACCAAAGUGGUCAUUUUCUCUGGAUUGGCUCAGAUAGUUGGGGAUCCAAAAUAGCACCUGUUUAUCAGCAGGAGGAGAUUGCAGAAGGAGCGGUGACGAUUCUGCCCAAAAGGGCAUCAAUUGAUGGGUUUGAUCGCUACUUUAGAAGCCGAACUCUUGCCAAUAAUCGAAGAAAUGUGUGGUUCGCAGAAUUUUGGGAGGAGAAUUUUGGAUGCAAGUUAGGAUCACAUGGAAAAAGGAACACUCAUAUAAAGAAAUGCACAGGGCUGGAGAGAAUUGCGAGGGAUUCAUCUUAUGAACAGGAAGGAAAGGUCCAAUUUGUAAUUGAUGCAGUAUAUUCCAUGGCUUAUGCCCUGCACAACAUGCACAAAGAUCUCUGCCCUGGAUACAUUGGUCUCUGCCCACGAAUGAGUACAGUGGACGGGAAAGAGCUACUUGGCUACAUUCGGGCUGUCAAUUUCAAUGGUAGUGCUGGGACACCUGUCACUUUUAAUGAAAAUGGAGAUGCUCCUGGACGUUAUGAUAUCUUCCAGUAUCAAAUAACCAACAAAAGUGCAGAAUACAAAAUCAUUGGGCACUGGACCAAUCAGCUUCAUCUAAAAGUGGAAGACAUGCAGUGGGCUAAUAGAGAACACACUCACCCGGCGUCUGUCUGCAGUCUGCCCUGUAAGCCUGGGGAGAGGAAGAAAACAGUGAAAGGAGUCCCUUGCUGUUGGCACUGUGAGCGCUGUGAAGGUUACAACUACCAGGUGGAUGAGCUCUCCUGUGAACUUUGCCCUUUGGAUCAGAGACCAAACAUCAACCGCACAGGCUGCCAGCUUAUUCCCAUCAUCAAACUAGAAUGGCAUUCUCCCUGGGCUGUGGUGCCUGUGUUCGUUGCAAUAUUGGGAAUCAUCGCCACCACCUUUGUGAUCGUGACCUUUGUCCGCUAUAAUGACACACCUAUUGUAAGGGCUUCGGGACGAGAACUUAGCUAUGUGCUCCUAACAGGGAUUUUUCUCUGUUAUUCAAUCACCUUUUUAAUGAUUGCAGCACCAGAUACAAUCAUAUGUUCCUUCCGCCGGAUCUUUCUAGGACUUGGCAUGUGUUUCAGCUAUGCAGCCCUUCUUACCAAAACCAACAGAAUCCACCGAAUAUUUGAGCAGGGCAAGAAAUCGGUCACAGCGCCCAAGUUUAUUAGUCCAGCAUCCCAGCUGGUGAUCACUUUCAGCCUCAUCUCCGUCCAGCUCCUGGGAGUGUGUGUCUGGUUUGUUGUGGACCCCCCCCACAUCAUAAUUGACUAUGGAGAACAGCGGACUCUAGACCCAGAGAAUGCCAGGGGAGUGCUCAAGUGUGACAUUUCUGAUCUCUCACUCAUUUGUUCACUGGGGUACAGUAUCCUCUUGAUGGUCACUUGUACUGUGUAUGCCAUUAAAACGAGAGGUGUCCCAGAGACUUUCAAUGAAGCCAAACCUAUUGGAUUUACCAUGUAUACCACCUGCAUCAUUUGGUUAGCUUUCAUUCCCAUCUUUUUUGGUACAGCCCAGUCUGCAGAAAAGAUGUACAUCCAGACAACAACACUUACUGUCUCCAUGAGUUUAAGUGCUUCAGUGUCUCUGGGCAUGCUGUAUAUGCCCAAGGUUUAUAUUAUAAUUUUUCAUCCAGAGCAGAAUGUUCAAAAACGCAAGAGGAGCUUCAAGGCUGUGGUGACAGCUGCCACCAUGCAAAGCAAACUGAUCCAAAAAGGAAAUGACAGACCAAAUGGAGAAGUGAAAAGCGAACUCUGUGAGAGUCUUGAAACCAACACUUCCUCUACUAAGACAACAUAUAUCAGCUACAGCAAUCAUUCAAUCUGA
Molecule: messenger RNA, 2727 nt
Organism: Puma concolor (puma)
Lineage: Eukaryota; Metazoa; Chordata; Mammalia; Carnivora; Felidae
Gene: GRM8
Product: glutamate metabotropic receptor 8
Biological process (GO): G protein-coupled receptor signaling pathway
Cellular component (GO): membrane
Molecular function (GO): G protein-coupled receptor activity
Source: RefSeq, a predicted model, not a curated record